Molecule: messenger RNA, 1269 nt
Organism: Trichosporon asahii var. asahii CBS 2479
Lineage: Eukaryota; Fungi; Basidiomycota; Tremellomycetes; Trichosporonales; Trichosporonaceae
Exons: 2
Coding region: 1-1269 (422 amino acids)
Source: RefSeq, a predicted model, not a curated record
AUGAGUGGAACACCUCCCAUCAGGGGAUCGACACCCGUGGGUGACGAAGGAGAAACCUCUCAAGGGAACCGACCCACUCAGGAGGGUACCGAGGAUACCAGUGGCCCGAAUGCCCCGACGCUUCCUCACCCUCGACCCCGAAACCAAGGCGAACGGAUCGCUAAUCUCGAACAACUUACGAGGGAGCUUCUGCAGCGAACGGAGGAUCAGACCCAAGAAGUUACCCAGCUUCGCGCAGACAACGAAGAUCUGCAGCGCCGCCUCGAGCGCGCGGGAAGCCAAGUCACCUCUCGAAGGACGGGAAGAGACACAAGCGAACGGAUCGAAGAGGAUCUCGACACCAUGGCGAACGCGAUCAAGUCAAACGAGGAGAAGCCAAAGGAUGUCAAGUUCCCGCCUAACAUGGAGAAGUUCAAUGGCUAUAAGGGAGACCUCCUCGACUUCCUCACCGACUGUAACGAUUGGAUCGACUUAAACCCGCAGAGCCUGAACACCGACGACAGGAAGAUCAGGCUUGUUGGAGGGAUGAUGGAAGGAGGACCCAAGGGUUGGUACCGACAGUACCGAUCCAUGGAUGAGGCGGACCAACCCCACUUCAUGACGAACUAUGAGGAGUUCUGCAAGGAGCUGGACCGUAACUGGGGAGACCCGGACCGAAAGGCCUCCUAUGAAAGGGAUACGCCACCAAGUUCCGGCAAUAAUGGCUACCUCCGCUACCCCUCGGAUGAUCGGCUCCUCCCCACUACCUUCUACGGAGGACUGAAGGACGAGAUUAAGGACGAGGUGGCGAGGGAAGGAAGGGAGGAAAACUUCAACGACCUGGUGGACCAAGCCAUUAGGAUCGACAACCGCCUCCAGGCCAGAAAGAAGGAGCGUAGAGACACCCAUAGCUCCAACUCGUACCAGGGACAGACGAACCUCCAGAGGAAGCCCAAUACCCAGGAGCGGAAGUCUCGAACUACUACCUAUCGAGGCAACGGCAGAGAAACUAUCGUCACCGAAAAGGACUCCGUCACGACGACCACUCGAGACGACUAUAAGAAGAACCUAGACUCUUCAGGCCGACUCUCGAAGGAGGAAAUGGAUCGCCGUAAACGCUUAGGACUAUGCUUCUACUGCGGGAAAAUGCAUGAGUCGUGGGGAGACUGCCCCCUAAGGAAACAGAGAGCGCGAGAAAGGAUCGGUGCGGCCCCCGUUAUCCCCAAGAUGAAAGGCGCCCGUACCCACCCGCUGGGGAUCCUCACUCAAUCCCCUGCAGAGGGAAACUAG